Messenger RNA from Rubroshorea leprosula, 2715 nucleotides. The record is from the annotation of a GenBank genome assembly. Lineage: Eukaryota; Viridiplantae; Streptophyta; Magnoliopsida; Malvales; Dipterocarpaceae.
AUUAAAAAAAGAAAAACCCAAUAAUAUUUGUAAUUUAUCCCCCGACAAAGCAAUGUCAAGUGUCAACGUCCCAAGUUGCCAACAAUCCCAAUCCAACGGUCAUGAUCAAAGACUCCGUCGAUUUCCGGUAGCAAAAUACAAGUUAAUAAUUUUUUAUCUUCUACUGUUGAAUGCUAACAGAAUUUUCUUGACCAAUCCAAGCAAAAUGAGAUGAAGAAAAGCUUGAAUAAGUGGUACCCUGAAGAGUUUAACUUGAAGAGUCGAUUCCUAAACAUCAAAUAGGGUUUUAAAUGCCCACGAAUCUAUACCAAAUCACAUCCAAGAUCGUGUCAUUAGCGAGAUCAGGUAGCAUAACAUGUGCUCGCCAAAUGUUCGACAAAAUGCCUCACAGAGACGCAGUCGCUUGGAACGCAAUGCUCUCUAGCUACUCUCAACUGGGUUUUUACCGGGAAGCUCUUUCUCUCUUUCACCAGAUGAGAAUUACAAAUAUGAAGCCCGAUCAAUUUUCCUUCACAGCAACUUUGAAUGCGUGUGCAGGGCUGGUAGAUGUUGGAAAUGGAACCAAAAUUCACUCAUUAGUCAUUGUUUUGGGGUAUCGGUCUUCUUUGACGGUUAAUAAUUCGCUUGUUGACAUGUAUGGGAAGUGUUUAGUUCCUCACUGUGCAAGUAAGGUUUUUGAGGAAAUGGGUUUUGCUAAUGAAGUUACUUGGUGUUCGCUUUUGUUUGCACAUGUGAAUGCCAGCCAGUUUAGCACUGCUCAUGAAGUGUUUUAUUUGAUGCCAAAAAGGGUUCAGAUUGCUUGGAAUAUAAUGAUUGCAGGUUAUGCUCAGAGUGGGGAGAUUGCAAUAUGUAUUGAUACGUUUAGAGAGAUGAGAGAGAAUUUGUGUUGCCCUGAUCAGUGGACUUUCAGUUCUCUAAUGAAUGCUUGUGCUGAAUCAUCCAAAUACUCAGAUGGAUGCAUGGUGCAUGCUUUUAUUAUCAAAACAGGUUGGAGCUCUGCAGUGGAGGCAAAGAAUUCAAUUUUAAGCUUUUAUGCAAAACUAGGUUGCCAGGAUGAUGCUGUGAAGGAGUUUGAAUCCUCUGGAAUGCUCACUCAGGUGUCUUGGAAUGCCAUCCUUGAUGCUUAUAUGAAAAUGGGAAAAACCAGUGAAGCCUUUAAUGUGUUUCAGCAUGUGCUGGAGAAGAAUGUUGUUUCAUGGACAUCUAUGAUUGCAGGAUUCACGAGAAAUGGGGAAGCAGAGGAAUCCCUUGGCUUCUUUGUAGACAUGAUGACAAAUUGUAUACAUCCAGAUGAUUUCACAUUUGGAGCUGUGCUUCUUGCCUGUUCAAGUUUGGCAGUAUUAGGGCAUGGUAAAAUGGUGCAUGGUUGUAUUAUUAGUUAUGGUUUUCAAGCUUAUGCUUAUGUUGGCAAUGGUUUAGUUAACAUGUAUGCUAAAUCUGGGGAUGUCAAGGGGUCAAGGCUUGCAUUUGAUGAUAUUGUAGACAAGGAUCUGGUCUCUUGGAAUACCAUGUUGUUUGGUUUUGGGAUGCAUGGAUUGGCCAGUGAUGCUUUAAAGCUCUAUGAAGAUAUGGUGGCAUCUGGGAUGAAGCCUGAUAAGGUGACCUUCGUUGGAUUGUUGAUGACUUGUAGCCACUCUGGUCUGAUUGAGAAAGGUCGUUCAUUUUUUGAACAGAUGGAAGCAGCAUAUGGGCUUUCCUAUGAAACAGACCAUGUUGCUUGUAUGGUGGAUAUGCUUGGCCGAGGAGGAUAUGUAGCAGAGGCAAAAGAGUUGGCUGGUAAGUACUCUCAUACAAGUGGUGACAAAAGCAGUUCAUGGGAAGCCUUGUUAGGGGCCUGUUCGGCAAAUGGGGAUGUAGAAACUGGGACAUAUGUGGGGCAAGAUCUGAAGAUUUUGGAACCUCAUAAUGAGAUGAGCUAUGUUUUGUUAUCUAACUUAUACUGCACAAGUGGACAGUGGAGAGAAGCAGAGAUUGUUAGGAAAGCAAUGGUGGAUAAAGGGGUAAAGAAAAUACCUGGUUGUAGUUGGAUUGAAGUCAGAAAUAAGGUGAUAGCCUUUGUUUCUGGCAACAAUUUCAAUCUAGAAAUGGAACACUGUACCAUUCCUCACAAGGAGGCUGCAGUGAAGUGUUGUGUUGAGGUGGAUUUAGUAGCAAAGACUAUUUCAGCGCUAUUUCUCCUAUUGAAGAUAGACAGCGAGGGACAUCUAAUACAAGCAGUACUGCUGGUUCACCCUUGGCUGGGAAGCUGUUUGUGGUUAUUGGUGCUGGUGGUGCUGGAAAGGCACUUAUUUAUGGUGCAAAAGAAAAGGAAGCAAGUGUUGUCAUUGCCAAUCGGACCUAUGCAUGUUUUGAAGUACUAUUCACUGGCUUUUGAUGUGGUGUACAACCCAAAAAUAACCAGACUUCUGAGAGAAGCAGAAGAAGCUGGAGCAAUAACUGUUUCUGGGUUGGAGAUGUUCAUUGGGCAGGCAUCUGAACAGUAUGAGAGGUCCACAGGAUUGCUUGCACCAAAGGAACACUCCCGGAGAAAUCAUAUCCAAGUACUAAGUAGGUCUACUUGGCUAAUUUUUCUUGCAUGGUGAUGUUUUUGUUAUUUUCCUCAUUGAUUGUAUAAAUUCAUAUUUCAUUUGUGGAAAUUCUUUUAUAGCCUGAUCAGCUUGAGAGAAACGAAGGGAAUGGAGGGGAGAUUUGACCAAUUAAAUUAAAUUGUUAAGU